AUCAGACAUACAGAGAUGAUCAUACACAGUACACUGCAGCCUGAUCUCUCUCCAUCAUUGCACCAUCAUCCUCAUCCUCCUCAUCCUCACACUGCAUCACUGCACCUGGGAUCUCUGCAGCCCCCUCCCCCUGCACUCAGCAUGUCAGCUGUCUGAUCCUCCUCACCGGUGAUGCAGAAUCUGGGGGUGGUGUGACCCCCAAAAGGUGAAACCACUGCAACAUCACAGGGGCCCCUCGGAGACCAGGAUCCCAGGAGGGCUUCAUCAAGAUCCUAUGUGUGAAGCCUUCAUCUCCCCCAACCGUGGAUGGGGGCCCCGUGCAGAUGUCCGCUGUGUCCCCUCCUAUACCAUGUAGGAAAUAUCUGGAGCUGACUGUCCAAGACCUGAAGUUCCAAUGACUUGUGUCUCCCUCCUGAGCCUGCAAUACAAGGGCAGCGUGUGGGGCAGGAGUAUGGUGGAGAUGGCUCAUAUCCCUGUCUAUCUGAGCCCAGCCGUGCUGGUUCUGUUCAGCUGUGACCUCUGCUUGGUGAGAGCAAGUAAGUACCCCCUGAUGGUGCUGAUCACCCAUCUGAAGGCCAACUCCGCCACCGUCUCGUGGGAUGUCCCCGAGGGUGACUCAUCAUUGGGUUAUGCAUAUCUCCAGCAGAGGCAGGAUGGCAAAUCCAUCCGUUUUAUAAGAGAAGGGACACACAACAAAUCGGGCCUGUGUCUUGUGGACCUGGAGGAGGACACAGAUUAUAUAAUCCAGGUGCAGUCCAUCGGUUUGUACAGCGAGAGCCAAGCCAGUAAGCGAGUCCAUUUCCGAACCCUGAAAGAAACCGAUCGACUGCCAUCAAACAGCUCUAACCAAGGAGACAUCACUGUGCAAGGAGUGGACAAGGAGCGGCAGCUAGAGACUGGCGAGAUCAUCAUUAUUGUGGCCCGUUCUGCUCAUGUGGGGCAGAAAUUACACCUCACAGGUCAGAUCCUUAUCACAUGGUCUCUGCGCAGUCCAGAUUCUGUGCUGAAUGAAUGUUGUAUAGCGGUCAUCGCUCUGUUCUGCCGCCAGUAUGACAUCAUUAAAGACAACGACUCGAACAAUAACAAGGAAAAGGCCAAACCAUCCUCGGAGCAGAGCACCCCUGAGCGGCAGACGGGAGGGUUACUGCGAAAGAAGAAAGCUCCGUCUGUCAACAUUAUUGAGGUAUAGUGCUCAUCCAGUGGCCUGUCCAUGACCCAGGUUCUGCACAGAGCAUCUUGGGCCUUUUGGAUGAAAUGCACAAAGGCAGAUAAAGGACUGUAGACUUCUUAUAAGCAAUACCACUGGAACUCUGCACCUGCGGAGAUUCUCAAGGGCUCAUCUCGUCCACUGUAUCAUCUCACCAGCCAUGGGACACAUUUCUGCCCUGGCCUAAAGACCUUGAGAUGUCCACCUCCACCAUAUCAGACAGGAUGGACCAGCAGAUGGUCAGUGCGGGCACAUGCAUUGGUCAUAUAUGUACUCUAUCAUGGCAUGAUAGGAAACCACGCAUCAUGGUUGGAGCUCAUUCACUGACCACAAGACGAUGAGUGGGGAGAUAAUUCUCAGAUCUUUAGCCAUUCUACCAACACAACAUUCAAGAUAAUGGAGAGUGUCUUUGGUUCUCUCUUUAACUUUGAGCCUGGAAUAGCGGUUCUUAACCUGUUGGUCCUGACCUGAAACAUUGGAACAUCAUGAUCUUUAUGGUGCACCUUUGUUCACAUUCUUAACAACACUUAGUGCCAAAUAUUCAACUAUCAUGAAGUUAUUACUGUAUGUUAUUUUCUAAAAAGUAUUGCAUUGUUUA
Rana temporaria (common frog) is the source of this 1805-nucleotide messenger RNA. RefSeq names its product fibronectin type III domain containing 4 (gene FNDC4). NCBI's taxonomy places the organism in Eukaryota, Metazoa, Chordata, Amphibia, Anura, Ranidae. Gene Ontology annotation, molecular function: protein binding. The record is from RefSeq and is a predicted model, not a curated record.